AUGGUGUCAAAAGGUGGUGGACGAAUACCUGGGAUUCCAGACCGCCCGAAAGACAGAAGCCAAAAAACGUUACCGUUCGCAAGACGAAAACAAGAGGGCAGCAAAGAAGCACAAGAGCCAGAUCAGGGUGCGGUUGUCCCCAAACUUACCACACAAUUCAGUGAGGUGGCACGAGACCAUCUUCAAAUGGCACUGGUGGACGAAACUUCCAACCGCGGCAAACCUGUGCUUGACAAAUGGUCGGAGAUUGAGGCACGGUUGUCUCGCAUAAUCGUCGAUCAUGUCAUGUCGAACCCGGAGGGUCCACCGCCAGGUUUUGACUCGGUGGAAGUGGUUCGCGGUUGCCGGGUAACCAAAUGUGAUGACCAGUACUCAUUGCAUUUCCUGACAAACGCGAUUGGCGAAAUUCAGGACAGCUGGGACGACUUGAGGCUCAAGCUCAUUCCAGCUACCGAGAUACCACGAAGGCGGAGGGCUCGCAUCUGGAUACCAAACAUGGAGUUUGAAGCCAAUCAACUAAUUCCUUAUCUCCAGGCUCACAACUGCUCAAUGCCGAUCACCGAUUGGUCGAUCAUCAAAGCGGAAGCUCCGCAGAAGCACAGCGUGUCGUUCCUUCUUCAAAUCACAGAAGAGAGCCUUGAACCACUGCAAAAAGUGGAAAAUAAACUUUGGUUUGGCAUACGCUGA
Molecule: messenger RNA, 687 nt
Organism: Anastrepha obliqua
Lineage: Eukaryota; Metazoa; Arthropoda; Insecta; Diptera; Tephritidae
Exons: 1
Coding region: 1-687 (228 amino acids)
Source: RefSeq, a predicted model, not a curated record